AUGGCUGGUUACGACGAGCUUUCAGAACUAAUCGGGUCGCGCCCCGACCUGGCCAUCUUUCGACGAUUUGGCCCUUUGGCGGCACAGGUACUCCUUCGUAUCCAAGCCGAGCUGCUCGAACUGGACGAUGAUCUAAAGGCGUUGAGAAGUAUUGAGCUACAGAAGCCGGGCAUUUGUGAGCAGGCACAAUCUUGGGAGAAGGUGAAUGAGGCAGUCAACUCGGGUCAACGGAGUCUGCGGAAAGAGACUAUUACCAAAGCUGAGGAGACUUUGACACGAUACUAUGAUUUCGCCUCGCGUGCCGCAGCUGUCAUGAAGUUGAGCGGACCUGACGAGUGUGACAUCGAUUUCCUUCGAGGCUGGCUUGAGGAUGAGAAGUGCGGCAACAACUUUUUGCAGUACCACGGGACAUCUGAAGCGACGGCGUGGAAGCGAGAGUGUUCUGAUGAUCUCAUGGCGCUCAACAAGAGACCUGAUCGGUUUGCAGCAUGGGUGUCCAAUGUUUUGCUACCGAUAUACCACACCCGACUGGGCAAUCGGUGGCACAAACGCACAGCUCCCAGCAACCUCGGUCCCAUCUAUCGUUAUGACGACAACAAGUUCGCGGUCCUGGGAGAUAUCAUUUGCACUAUUCUCUCGGUGGUGAUACCAUCCUUGUCAAUCUUUGUCCUAUACUACGUGAGUAACAUGUUAGUCCGGCUGCUUUUGAUUCUCGGGUUCAGUUCACUGCUGUCGCUGGUCAUGGGACUCAUCUCACAGGGUAAACGCUAUGAGAUCUUCACGGCGACUACUGCUUUUGCUGCUGUCCAAGUUGCUUUUGUAGGAGGUGUUACGGUGGUCUCCAAUGCACAAUGUAUUAACUAG
Molecule: messenger RNA, 864 nt
Organism: Exophiala xenobiotica
Lineage: Eukaryota; Fungi; Ascomycota; Eurotiomycetes; Chaetothyriales; Herpotrichiellaceae
Exons: 2
Coding region: 1-864 (287 amino acids)
Source: RefSeq, a predicted model, not a curated record